This is a messenger RNA of Cicer arietinum (chickpea), 1719 nucleotides long. RefSeq lists its product as uncharacterized. NCBI's taxonomy places the organism in Eukaryota, Viridiplantae, Streptophyta, Magnoliopsida, Fabales, Fabaceae. The record is from RefSeq and is a predicted model, not a curated record.
CUUUGGUUAUAAAACUAUCCUCAUGCCUAUGCAUUCUACACCAAACCACGAUCACAAAGAGUGAGAGUGUGAUUUAAUAUAGUCAAGAUGUUACUAGGAAACAAAAGAGUUGCUAUAUUGUUAUUGUUGUGUGCACAUGUUUUUGUGGCCAGUGUGGUUGCAAGGAAUGUGGCAAGUGUAAAAGAGGAAGAGGAGAAGAACCUUGGAUUUGGGAAGGGUGGUGGUUUUGGAGGUGGAUUUGGUGGAGGAGGAGGAGCUGGUGGCGGCGGUGGCGGCGGGUUUGGAGGUGGAGGAGGAAUUGGAGGUGGUGCAGGUGGCGGUGGAGGAUUUGGUGGUGGUGCAGGAGGAGGACAUGGAAUUGGAGGUGGAGGAGGCUUUGGUGGUGGUGGAGGUGCCGGUGGAGGGCAUGGGAUUGGAGGUGGUAUAGGAAAAGGUGGAGGUCUUGGCGGCGGCGGCGGCUUUGGAAAAGGUGGAGGCUUAGGAGGAGGUGGUGGUGGAGGCUUUGGAAAGGGUGGUGGACUUGGAGGUGGUCAUGGUGGAGGCAUUGGUAAGGGUGGUGGCUUUGGAAAAGGUGGCGGUGUUGGAGGAGGUGCAGGGGGUGGCUUUGGAAAAGGUGGUGGCCUUGGCGGUGGCAUAGGUAAAGGCGGUGGUGGAGGCUUUGGAAAAGGUGGCGGUGUUGGAGGAGGUGCAGGUGGUGGCUUUGGAAAAGGUGGUGGCCUUGGUGGUGGUAUAGGUAAAGGCGGUGGUGGAAUUGGAAAAGGUGGUGGCGUUGGUGGUGGAAUUGGAAAAGGUGGUGGCGUUGGUGGUGGAAUUGGAAAAGGUGGAGGUCUUGGUGGUGGUGGAGGCUUUGGAAAAGGUGGCGGCGUUGGAGGUGGAAUUGGUAAAGGUGGAGGUUUGGGUGGUGGUGCUGGAAGUGGUUCUGGUGCUGGCAUUGGUGGUGGAAUUGGAAAAGGAGGAGGUAUUGGAGGUGGUUCAGGUGAAGGUUUAGGUGGUGGUUCUGGUGGUGCAAUUGGAAAAGGUGGAGGUAUUGGGAGUGGUUCAGGUGGAGGUUUAGGUGGUGGUGCUGGAAGUGGUUCUGGUACUGGAAUUGGUGGUGGAAUUGGAAAAGGAGGAGGUAUUGGAGGUGGUUCUGGUGGAGGUUUAGGUGGUGGUUCUGGUACUGGCAUUGGUGGUGGAAUUGGUAAUGGUGGAGGUAUUGGAGGUGGUUCAGGUGGAGGUAUAGGUGGUGGUUCUGGGGGUGGAAUCGGCAAAGGUGGAGGUUUUGGUGGAGGUAUUGGAGGUGGUUCUGGUGGUGGUCUUGGAGGAGGAUUUGGCAAGGGUGGAGGAUUCGGUGGUGGUGGAGGAGGAGGUUCUGGCGGUGGUAUUGGUGGAGGAUUUGGCAAAGGCGGUGGUUUUGGAGGAGGUGUUGGUGGAGGAGCGGGAGGUGGCUUUGGUGGAGGGGGUGGUGGUGGAUUUGGUGGGGGCGGAGGAGAAGGUGGAGGUGGUGGAAUUGGAGGUCACUAAGCAUUAAGCAUCGUUGUUCACGGUGCAUGCAUGACUCUUAUAGUUAAAUAUAUCAUUUUAUUAAACCUGUAUUAUUUAUGAAUUGGUCCUAUAUGAAAAAUUUGUACGUGAGAAAAGAUUAUUACUCUUUAAGUAUGUUGGUUAUCAUAUUAAUGUAUUGAGUUUUCUUUGAUAACGUUGAAUGAAAGAAAUAGAUAUAUAUGAGUUUGGAGUCUU